This is a messenger RNA of Nymphalis io (European peacock), 2348 nucleotides long. RefSeq lists its product as uncharacterized. Bases 5 to 2311 code for a protein of 768 amino acids. The transcript has 8 exons. Lineage: Eukaryota; Metazoa; Arthropoda; Insecta; Lepidoptera; Nymphalidae. The record is from RefSeq and is a predicted model, not a curated record. Gene Ontology annotation, molecular function: serine-type endopeptidase activity. Gene Ontology annotation, biological process: proteolysis.
UAACAUGUUCUCCUAUAUUUUUAUUGCUUUACUGUUGUUGAAAUCAGUUUCAACACAAAUUAAUGGUGAAUUUUGGUGGUUGCAUAAGAAAGCUUCAGAAAUACGUCAAGUUGAAGCACCUCCACCGAAAUUCGAUGAUAUAAAAGAAUUUGAAACUGACGAAAGUGUUAAAGUUAUUUUUAAAGAUAAUGAUCUAAAUUCCAGAGAAAUAAGCAACUACGAAAAAAAUAAAGGAAUAUCUAAUGAGGGUAAGAGACAAUCUAUUAUUUAUUUUCGAGACAAAACUGAACUGUCUAAGCCUGCCUAUGUAGAAGAAAAUACUUAUAAUAAAAGUAAAAACAAAAAUAAUAUGACGGGCCUUACAGAAAACGAUAAUAACAGUAUUAAAUCGCUUGCUAAAAAAGAAAGUUAUAUAUUAACCAAUAAGCCCCAAAACGGUGACGAAUUUGUUUUCGUUUUUCCAAUGAGCAAUGAUAUUUUUUGGGAAGAUAAUCAAAGAAAUAUUAGCAACUCUUCAUCUCCAAAUGCUUUCAAUAUAACUAAUCCUUAUAAUACAGUCAACAAACCUAACACAAUUUUAAACGACAAAGUAUGGUUUGAUGAAGAAACGAAACAUUCUGAAUCAGAAAGCAUAUGUACAUUUAUUACUAAGCAAGAAUGCAUUCGAAAUAACGGAACCGUUCAUACACCGAGGUCAUUCAAUAGAAACACCAUAUUCAGUACUCAAAAACUUUGUUGUAUACUCCCGCUGUCAUCAAGCAGAACAUCAAGUGCCCGACAAUAUAAUAGUUAUAAAAAAAUCAAACGAUAUAGACGUUCCAAUAAUAUCGAUAACUUUAAUGCAGCUUUAAAACAGAGAAAUGCCCUGCUAGAAAGAAGAAAAAAUACUUUAAAGGCUCAAAUACCAAAAUUAUCAGCUACAACUGUACGUUCCAAGUCAACUAAUAAAAUAGUUACUCCAGAAUACGUGGAUCCAUAUUGGAAUGUAAAAAACGCUAAAUUUAGAAAUCCCAGUAUCCAAAGCAAUACGUACACUGAUUACCAAAAUACAAAGUACGACUACAGUAACCCGGAAUACGAAGGAGAUUAUGCCGUAGAAUUACCUAAGCCAGGUCUAGCUGGCCUUUACUCUGACCACGAAGAUUCACGAGGGCAAACUAGUUGGAAAACGAAAAAUAUGAACAAAGGUAUUUACUAUGACACCAUAGAUGGAGACAGCGAAGAAGAUGACAAUGAAAGUGACCUCCCAUUUGGCUACUCAACUUUUGAUCCAAGACUAGGUGAUCGUGUAUCAACGGAGAAUCCUAGACGCGUAAAUCGUAUACCACAGCGAUUGACGCUAUCAACAGGAGAUGACGUUGAUAUGAGUAAUUCCGAAAGUCAAACGAUUAGUUACCAUUCAACUCCAGAUUUUCAUGUAUUACAUGGAUUUAAGCUUGUUAACUUAGGGGAAAGUAAAAACAGAUACGUAAGAAAAACCACAGAACAAAUGUAUGACAAUGUUGAAGAUACGAUAUCAUCAUUUGAUACAGUAACUUCAGCGAUAACUUAUUCUAAUGAAGAUUAUAUUGAUGGAAUUGACCUGAGUCAGCAGGUUUAUAAAAAAUGUGGAAAAGUCAUAAAAAAAUCUGUUCAUGACAUGAACUUUGAAAAAGAUGUAGCGGAAGGUGGAUGUGAUCCAUGGCUAGCUUUCGUCGUGUUAACUAAGAGAAUGCAAAGUAUCCUAUGUUACGCAACAAUUAUACACCAGCGAGCAGCCGUCACUGCUGCAGAUUGUGUUCAUGGUAAAGCGCCGGGUGAAAUUACCACUAUCAGUGGUGUUUGGGACUUAAAGGAAAAUAGAGAAGGUUCUCAAAGCCGCAUGUCCACUGUUUACACUCACUUAUUUAAGCCUGGUGAGCUCGACAAUGAUCUCGCUCUUUUGCACUGGAAUCGGCCUUUGAAGAUAGAGCCGAAUGUGAAACCGGCAUGCCUUUCAGACCCACACGUAGGAGACGAUUGUUACUUUGUUGGCUGGGGCGGCUACGAUCAAGCUUUACAACCGCAACCACACUGGCAGCAUGCGACCAUACUCACUCCACAGAAAUGUAAUGAAAAAGUAUCUGCGCCUGACGUUGAUAUACCCACCGGUGCUUUUUGUGCUUCUGUUAAAACUCGUGGGACCGUGACGGGUAUCGGUGGACCGCUGUUAUGCAAAACUAAUGCUAGAAUAUCCAUAGUGGGUGUAGCAGUUUACCGAGAGAACAUUGUCGUACUUCUACCCACAUUUGAUUGGAUAAUCACUGCACUACGGGAGCUCCAUAUUAAUUAAAUGUAUAUGUAUUUUGUGUUUUAGAACUUUUUAUAAA